AUGAUAACGCUUGGUCUAGGAUCGCUUUGCGCGGAAUGCGUAAGCGUCAUCAAGGAUGUUCCUCUGUCGCUGCUCUUUGGACUUUUACUCUCUUGCUUUAUGGGACUUUUUAGCCUGGCCUAUCUCCUCCUUUUGAUCCUAGCGCCUGCUCCGCGAGCCCCAUUUGCCGAAGAGAAGAAAUACAAAGCAAUUCUAGAAGAUGGGAGUCUUGCUAAGGACCAGCAACUACCUUGCUGGCAUGAUAAGAUCAACCUGGACACGUACAAGCAGUCGGACCUCGAGGAACCCACCUUAUUCAUGUCUGUCGUGAUACCAGCGUAUAAUGAGGAAAAACGACUCCCUGGGAUGUUAGAAGAGACUGUUAGCUAUUUACAACGCGCGUAUGGAACACCAGAACGAACGGGUCAGGCAGAGAAAACAAAAACUGCCAGUUUGCGGGAUGGCGAUCUUGGAGAGACGAGACUUCGACACAAAGCCAACGGCGAAGCAGGAUCGACCGCUGGCAAGUACUCGGCUGUACCGUUGAAAGGCUGGGAGAUAUUAAUCGUCUCUGACGGUUCGACCGACAAUACCGUGGAGACAGCACUAGCCUUCGCCAAGGACCACCAGCUGUCCGCCCAUCCUAAGGGCCAUGCAGGGCCAUGGACCCCAAAAAUAGAAGAAGGCGUUAAGAUACCAGCCGGAAGUAUACGGGUUAUUGAAUUGACCCAGAACAGGGGUAAAGGUGGCGCAGUGAUCCACGGGAUGAGACAUGUUCGAGGACAAUAUGCCAUAUUCGCGGACGCCGACGGGGCCAGCAAUUUCAACGACUUAGGCAAAUUGGUGGAAGCAUGUGAGAAGAUAGAGGAACCAAACCGACGCGUAGUUGCUGUUGGCUCGAGAGCGCAUUUGGUAGGAAGUGAUGUGGUUGUCAAGCGAUCUAAACUACGGAACUUCCUAAUGCACUCUUUCCAUCUAGCUCUCCGCCUCCUUACGCCACCGGCAACAGCCAGAAUUAACGACACUCAGUGUGGCUUCAAGCUCUUUUCCCGGGCAAGUCUGCCCUACAUUAUACCCUACAUGCACUCAGAAGGCUGGAUCUUUGACGUUGAAAUGCUCAUGUUAGCUGAAUUCGCCAACAUCCCCGUUGCUGAGGUGCCUAUCGGAUGGAAAGAGGUAUCAGGUAGCAAGUUGAGCGUCGUCUGGGAUAGUCUGGGCAUGGCUUAUGGGCUUGCUAUACUUCGAGCCGCGUGGGCUUUUGGCGUCUAUACACGGGCUGGAAACUGA
Trichophyton rubrum CBS 118892 is the source of this 1266-nucleotide messenger RNA. RefSeq lists its product as uncharacterized. The record is from RefSeq and is a predicted model, not a curated record. The transcript has 3 exons. NCBI's taxonomy places the organism in Eukaryota, Fungi, Ascomycota, Eurotiomycetes, Onygenales, Arthrodermataceae. Gene Ontology annotation, cellular component: endoplasmic reticulum membrane. Bases 1 to 1266 code for a protein of 421 amino acids.